Molecule: messenger RNA, 2313 nt
Organism: Fonsecaea erecta
Lineage: Eukaryota; Fungi; Ascomycota; Eurotiomycetes; Chaetothyriales; Herpotrichiellaceae
Exons: 2
Coding region: 1-2313 (770 amino acids)
Biological process (GO): DNA-templated transcription; regulation of DNA-templated transcription
Cellular component (GO): nucleus
Molecular function (GO): zinc ion binding; DNA-binding transcription factor activity, RNA polymerase II-specific; DNA binding
Source: RefSeq, a predicted model, not a curated record
AUGGCGCCUCAAGUCGACAAACGGCAACCUCGGGUGCCUCUCAGCUGCGAGAAUUGUCGAAAACGAAAGAUCAAAUGUUCGGGCGAGCGGCCCUUCUGCGACACCUGCGCCCGUCGUGGCUUCAGCCAGACCUGCUACUAUCUGCGCCAAAAUGUGCAGGCGCCCUCAGGGUCCAGUUCCGAUGAGGUGCUUCAAAGAAUGAAACGAGUCGAAAAUCUACUUGAACGACAAGUCUUCCUUCUUGAGCAGCGACUUGAGCCCUCCCCCAAAUCUCAAUCAUCAAAUCCAGACAUUCUCUCCCAGCAUCAAUCAUUAUCGGUGAACUCGUCGCCCUGGACCGAGGUCGAGGUAGCUCCUUCGGACACCGCACCGCCAACUACCGUUGGUACGAUCCUGGUGUCCGAGGGAGGCUAUGAACGAUUUGUCCCCGGACUCGCGUCUUCAGAUGCUGACGCCGUCAAUGAGCUGAUCCAAUCUGCAUCUGCCCCGCCAAUGUCAACGAGCUUCCCGUUUUCCAACGAAGCACUCGCUACGCGGAGAACGCUGUUGGAGGCCCUGCCCCCCGGACGACAGUGCGACGAAUUGAAGGAUUUAUUCUUCGAAGUGUUCUCGCCGCUUUUCCACGUACUCCAUGACCCGACAUUCCAGGUCGAGUAUGCCAACUUUCGCCAGUGCCGAGGAGAAGUGUCACUGUCGUUUCUCGCGCUAGUAUUCGUGAUUCUCUCCAUCUCCGUUACCGCAUUGGACUCGGACGAUCCACUGCUGACGGAUCUCGGGAUGGAAUCAACCCCUACAGCAAAUAUCAAAAGCUUGGCGACCAAAUACCGAGCAGCCGCGAUGGGCUGCCUUUCAGCAGACCAGUUCAUGUGGCGACACAACUUGCACACUGUUCAAGCUUUAGUGCUCCUGAUAUACGCACUUUCACAUGCGCAUGGGCCCGCGUGGGCCUUGCUGGGCACCACCUUCCACAUCUGUGUAUCGAUUGGUUGCCAUAUUGACCCAUCUCAGCUGAAUCUAGAUCCCUUGAGAAGUGAACAGAGACGCCGGUGCUGGGCCGGCCUCAUGUUGCUUUAUACCAUUCAAAACACUUGCCUGGGGAACCUUGCCCCAAUGAAAGUUAUAGCCAAUGUGCGUCUCCCUGUGGAUGUGGAUGAUGAAUACAUCACCAUGUACGACAGUCCGCCGGUUCAUGCGGACGAGUCUCAGCCAAGGCCUCUUAGCAAAAUGUCGUACAUUCUCUUCAAGUUCAAGUUAUAUCGCCUAGCAUCCGAUAUAACCAGUUUCUCCCGGGAAAGUGGGAACUUGGAUGGCCUGAUCGAGCUCGACGGACGGAUCUCCAGAGAAGAGCAUGAACACGACAUCCGAUUCACAGAUCCUCGGGAGCUUCCAGUUUACCACCUGGCUCAUCUCUACAUCAUCAAAAACUAUACCAGUCAUCUGCGGCUCAUUCUUCAUCGACCGUAUCUUCCGCCGCAUUCUUCCGCUCCGGACAGCACACUGUACGAGUUUCCCGAACAAGUGCUCCAGAGCCGGCAGUACUGUAAGUUAUCGGCAAUGAGGAUCCUGAACAACCACGAGGACCUAUGUUGCGAGGAGAAGCUCAGGCCUUAUCGCUGGUUUGUGUAUGGGCUGGGCGGCUACCAGACGUUUCUCGCGGCCUCGACGCUUGUGGUGCUCCUCGGUUCGGACGACGAAUCGGUCGCUUCGGACCGCGCAGAUGUGUUCUACGCUCUGCAAAAGUGUCAAGCUCGAUUUGAGCAGCUGUCUCCUCGAAGCGACAUCUCUGCCAAGGCUGCGCGAAUCCUGCGUCGUGCACUCGGUUCCCCUGCUGCCAGUAACGGCGGCGGAGGCAUUGCUCCUCCUCAUGAACCCCCGGGGCUUCACCACCAAACCUCGAGCAUAAACGAUGAGUCGAAGAGGUAUAGCAUGAGCCACAUACCUCCGAUGUCUAGUGCCUCUCCUGGUAGCCAUGGCCAAUCAGCUUUGAUGCAUGCCGGUCCCGGAUACGUCCAGACCGGGUUCGCCAGCGCCCUGCCCAUGAACACCAACGAGCCCGCCACGAAGUUGGAACCACCAUCCCUCCUCUCGCAGCAGCAGCAGCAGCAACAACAACAACAACAACAUCCACAGCCUCAUCCUCAUUCCUUCUUCCCCUGCCCACAACCCCUCUACGAACUGAUGAAUCUGCCCGCGGAGCAAUGGCUCGGCGGCCCCUCUGCGCUGGCCUGGGACUGGAACAGCUGGGUCGACGUGCCGGGCCCCAACACCGCUGCGCCCGACAUGUUCAUGGACGCUUCAGGCGUACUGAUGUGA